UUAACCUUGCUAGCUCAGCUCACAGUAACCCACACAGCCGCAUGCGAAUAGGACGCACAACCACCACAAGCGAGCACAAUGGAGCAAGCUAGCAACGCGCAUGACGAGCUGAGCCUCGAGCUCACCCUGGCCAGCGCCGUGGGCGUGGCGCUGGCGGCGCCUCGCUUCUUCCUCUGCGCCUACUGCGACCGCAGGUUCCUCACCGCGCAGGGGCUCGGCGGCCACCAGAACGCGCACGAGCAAGAGCGCGCCGUUGCCAGGCUCCACCGCGACGCCGCCACCGACAUGCGCGCACAAGCAAGAUUGCGCCGUUGCCAGGCUCCACCGGCAGCAUGCAAGGCUGCUUCUCUGUUGCCCGAGGACGAGGAGCCUGCUGCGGGUGGCAUGGCGCACAAGCGUGGCAACAGCUUGCCAGAGCGUGAGCAAGAGAUGGACUUGUCUCUCCGGCUGUAACCGGUCGGUCGAUAGAUCUCUGCUAAAAUGGUUGCUCCGCACCACUAUUUCGGUUGUAGGUACGUCAUGGUCUAGCUACUUUGCGUGGACCCUUUGUUUCAAGCUCGUGUUGGGCAUCCUUUUUUUUUUUUGGAAACUUGGCAUCCUGUGAGAAACAAACUCAUGUGUGCGGGCAUUGCAUUGAUAGGCUCUUCUACUUUUUUUUGUUUUUGAAAUCUUGAACUGAAUCUCUAGACCUCUUGCCGCUCCUGAUGAAACAAAAUUCCCAAUUUCUCCAGCCAGCUUGUAUGUUCUUCUUUAUGCUAAUUAGUUUUUUUAGAAAAAUUCAA
Molecule: messenger RNA, 782 nt
Organism: Triticum aestivum (bread wheat)
Lineage: Eukaryota; Viridiplantae; Streptophyta; Magnoliopsida; Poales; Poaceae
Exons: 1
Coding region: 79-453 (124 amino acids)
Molecular function (GO): DNA-binding transcription factor activity
Source: RefSeq, a predicted model, not a curated record